GACGUUCUUGGGCAGUUAGUUUUAAACUGCGACUUGAAGCGGCCACAUCGUCGGAGCAAGCAACCUAUAACCACUUUCCUUGUCUCGUUCAUUUACUUAGCUCACAAACCGAGGCUCCAGAUUAAGAUUGUGAUACCAAACAUGCUACGGCUGUGGGCCUGCCUGCUCCUCCUGGGAUCAAUCCAGAUCCAGGCGGUUCCAUUCUACGGCGACUUUAUGCCACACUUAACCCACCCAUUGCCGGCGCAUCGCAACCUGUUCGCGCCCCUGCCCUUCGCACCACUCGCACCGCUCGAGCCCCACGAUCCACUGCAUGCCCAGGCGUCGCAGCGGAUGGCGAGCGUCUGGAACGGACCCGCCCCGCUGGCCCCGCAGCUCCACUCAUCUCACCUGUUGCCCCUAUUCAGCAGCGGAUUCGACACGGAGUUCGUGCCCCUGGAGCACCAACAGCAGCACCAGCAGCAGCCGCAGGGUCGCCAGGAGACGGCGGCCACCGUUCCCGCCCAAACUCCCAGCGGUGUGGAGCAGAAGCCAUUCAAUGUGGACACCAUCACCACGGACGUGAAUGCACCAAAUCCGGCCAUCUUCUUCCAGCAGUCGUUCCCCUUCUUUGGCAAUGAGUUCUUCAACUCGUUCGGAGGCUUCGGCUUUGGAGCUGCCCAGGAGCCCUGGUGGAAGGGCCCCAAUGUGUGCACCGAAAAGGAGGAAGACGAGACCGUGGCCAGCGAAACGGAGGCUGAAGAAACCGUGGACACCUUUGGCCAGGAACGUGAUGGCGUUACCAACGUGGUGCGAUCCCCACUCUUUGGCCAGUUCCAAUUCAGCGUGAACUCCUGCGCGGAGAAGCCCAACAAGCACGUCUGCACCAAGAUCGUGAAUCAAAAUGGCAAGAAGAAAACGCUGACGAUGACCCGCCAGUGCUGCUAUGGCUAUGGACGCCCCAGGAACGCCGACUUCACGACGCCCUGCGAGAAGAUCGACAUCAAGGACGUGGAGGCCACGGCCAGUGACAUGGGUGCCAAGCAGUUCCUGGAGAGCGCUCGCACCGCCGGCGAGCUGGCCGAUAUGCUUGGCGCAGGCAGUGGCAAGAAGGUGACCCUCUUCGUGCCCAACGACGCCGCCUUCAUGGAGUACCGUGGUCACCAUCAGCAGGAGAAUAAUGUUGAAGAUGCCAAGGCCGAGGCUUCAAAGCCAUCCAUCUACAAGCUGCACGCUGUGCUCGGCGAGGUUCAGCUGGAGGACGUGCCCAAUGAGAAGCUUCUGCAGACGGAGCUGCCUGACCAGAAGAUCCGCAUCAACAGCUACCAGCUGCCGGCGGCUUUGGGCUUGGAACCCUACCGCUUUGCCGCCAACUGUGUGCCCAUCGAGAAGCACGACAAGCUCUCGGAGCAGGCCCUUGUCCACACUCUGGGUGGAGUGCUGAAGCCGCUGACCAAGAACCUUAUGGACAUCAUCAGGGAGCGUGCGGAUAUGUCCAUUAUGCGCACUGUCCUGGAGAAGACCAACCUGAGCGCCAUGCUGGAGGAUGACAAGCCGGUGACCAUCUUUGUGCCCACCGACGCCGCCUUCGACAAGCUGGAACCUCAUCUGCGUCGUGCUCUCAAGGAGGGUCGUGGUUGUGCCUCAAACAUCCUGAAGAACCACUUGCUGGACCUCACCUUCUGCUCGCUGGCCACUGUUCCCGGAGCCAAGACGACCGCCUACAAUCUGCUGGGAGAACCCCUGCUCCUCAACCGCACCCAACGCGCUGCGAAUCAGACUGGGCCGAAUCCCAUCUACAUCAAUAACUUGGCCCAAAUCAUUGAAGCCGAUAUCAUGGGCACCAAUGGUGUCCUGCACGUGAUCGACACCAUCCUGCCCACCGAGUCGGCUCUGCCCAUGACCUCGUUGAUGUCGCAAAAGAACCUGACCAUCUUCCAGCGAUUGCUGGAGGCCUCUGGCUACGAUGAUCAGUUCGACGAUCUGGACAACGUGACCAUCUUUGCGCCAACCGACAAGGCUCUGCAGAGCACGGAGUGGGCUCGCAUGCUCAAGGAACAGCCGGAACUGCUGAAUCACAACUUGGAUCUGCUCGAGUUCCUUAACUACCAUGUGGUCAAGCCCAUGAUCAAGACUUGUGACCUGUCGGAAAAAUCCCUGCCCACGGUUGCUGGAUCCAGUGUGCGUCUGAAUCUCUACUCCACACAUGCCCUCUUCUCGGACGUGAUGAACCGGGCAACGGUCAACUGCGCCCGCCUGGUGCACUUCGAUGAUGAGAGCUGCGGAUCCGUCCUCCACCAGGUGGAUCGUGCCUUGGCACCACCCAAGAAUAACAUGCUUAAGCUGCUGGAGGCUAAUCCCAACUACAGCAAGUUCCUGGAGCUGGUUCGCAAGGCUAAUCUCACCCAGCUGCUGUCCAACGACUCAAGGAGUCUCACCCUGCUGGUGCCCAAGAACGAUGUCUUCGAGGAGCUGAACGAGUCCGGUGAGGGCUCAAAGCCCGCCGAUCCCCUGGCCUUGGUCAAGACCCAUAUCGUUGAGGAUGUUGUCUGCUGUGCCGGCAUCAUCCCAACCAACUGGCCAUUUGUCCGCUCCAUUGAGUCCAUCUCUGGCCAGCAUCUGCGCAUCACCCGCGAUCGCCGUCCCAAGAUCGAGAACGCCGGCGUCACCAAGUGCGAUGUCGUGGCCACCAAUGGCAUUCUCCACGAGAUCAACGACAUCAUCGUGCCACGCCCACAGCGCCAGCAGCAGCGACCCCAGCUGAUCCCGCCCGGAGCUGGCUAUCAGCCACAGGGCGACUUCGAUGUCUUCUUCUGAGCGCUGCUCGUCCCCAUCUCAUGCAUAUUGAUAUAUAAAGCAGAUAUUUAUAUUUACUCUUACGAUUUGUCAAUUGAUUGGAAGCCACAAAAAGCUCAGAAUCUUCGCUGAUAAAUAAAAUAAAUAGUAUUAAAACAAA
Messenger RNA from Drosophila yakuba, 2935 nucleotides. Its product is annotated as transforming growth factor-beta-induced protein ig-h3. The transcript is spliced from 9 exons. The record is from RefSeq and is a predicted model, not a curated record. Lineage: Eukaryota; Metazoa; Arthropoda; Insecta; Diptera; Drosophilidae. Gene Ontology annotation, biological process: cell adhesion; extracellular matrix organization. Bases 142 to 2796 code for a protein of 884 amino acids. Gene Ontology annotation, cellular component: extracellular matrix. Gene Ontology annotation, molecular function: cell adhesion molecule binding.